AUGCAUCUUCUGUUCAUAUCUAUCUAUCUAUCUAUCUAUCUAUCUAUCUAUGAGAAUUAUCUAUCUACCCUAGUUUAUUCAGUUCUAUCUAUCUAUCUAUCUAUCUAUCUAUCUAUCUAUCUAUCUAUCUAUCCUAGUUUAUUCAGAUCUAUCUAUCUAUCUAUCUAUCUAUCUAUCUAUCUAUCUAUCUAUCUAUCUAUUCUAGUUUAUUCAGAUCUAUCUAUAUCUAUCUUAGUUUAUUCAGAUCUAUCUAUCUAUCUAUCUAUCUAUCUAUCUAUCCUAGUUUACUCAUAUCUAUCUAUCUAUCUAUCUAUCUAUCUAUCUAUCUAUGCUAGUUUAUUCAGAUCUAUCUAUCUAUUCUAUUUAUUCCAUUCAUCUAUCUAUCUAUCUAUCUAUAUCUAUCUAUCUAUUCUAGUUUAUUCAGAUCCAUCUAUCUAUCUAUCUAGUUUAUUCCUAUCUAUCUAUCUAUCUAUCUAUCUAUCUAUCUAUCUAUCUAUCUAUCUAUCUAUCCUAGUUUAUUCAGAUCUAUCUAUCUAUUAUAAUCUAUCUAUCUAUCUAUCUAUCUAUCUAUCUAUCUAUCUAUCUAUCUAUCUAUCUAUCUAUCCUAGUUUAUUCAGAUCUAUCUAUCUAUCUAUCUAUCUAUCUAUCUAUCUAUCUAUCUAUUCUAGUUUAUUCAGAUCUAUCUAUAUCUAUCUUAGUUUAUUCAGAUCUAUCUAUCUAUCUAUCUAUCUAUCUAUCUAUCUAUAUCUAUCUAUCCUAGUUUACUCAUAUCUAUCUAUCUAUCUAUCUAUCUAUCUAUCUAUCUAUCUAUCUAUGCUAUUUAUUCUGAUCUAUCUAUCUAUCUAUCUAUCUAUCUAUCUAUCUAUCUAUCUAUCUAUCUAUCUAUCUAUCCUAGUUUAUUAUCUAUCUAUCUAUCUAUCUAUCUAUCUAUCUAUUCAUCUAUCUAUCUAUCUAUCUAUUCUAGUUUAUUCAGAUCCAUUAUCUAUCUAUCCUAGUUUAUUCCUAUCUAUCUAUCUAUCUAUCUAUCUAUCUAUCUAUCUAUCUAUCCUAAUCUAUCUAUCUAUAUCUAUCUACCCUAGUUUAUUCAGAUCUAUCUAUCUAUCUAUUCUAGUUUAUUCAGAUCUAUCUAUCUAUAUCUAUCCUAGUUUAUUCAGAUCUAUCUAUCUAUCUAUCUAUCUAUCUAUCUUAGUUUAUUCUUAUCUAUCUAUCUAUCUAUCUAUCUAUCUAUCUAUCUAUCUAUCUAUCUAUCUAUCUAUCUAUCCUAAUCUAUCUAUCUAUCUAUCUAUCUAUCUAUCUAUCUAUCUAUCUAUCUAUCUAUCUGGUCUUUAUUCAAAUCUCUCUCUCUCUCCCUCUCUCCCACUCUCUCUCUGCCUCGUUUAUCCUCCUUGUUUCUCACUCUCAUGCCUUUUCAUUCACACUGUCUUUUUCAAAUGGCUUUAUUUUAAACAACAAAUAUUUCGUUCUUGUUCCAUUCCGUGUCUUUCUUCAUUUUAUUGCCUCUUUCUUUCUUUCUUUCUUUCUUUCUUUCUUUCUUUCUUUCUUUCACACUCACUCAUUCGUUACCUCUCUCUUUUUCUUUCCUUGUUAUUGUCUUUCUUUCCUUCACCCUCUUUUUCAUUCUUUCUCUCUUUGUCCUUUCACACUCUUUCAUUAGAUAUCCAUCUCUAUUUCUCUCUUUAUGACUCUCUUUCUUUCAGUGUUUGUUUCUUUGUUUGUUUCUUUCUUUCUUUUUCACUCUUUAUCCCUCUCUCCUUCUUUCUUUCUUUCUUUAUUUCUUUCUUUAUCCCUCUCGACUUCUCUCUUUGUUAUUCUCUUUCUUUCUUUCUUUCUUUCUUUCUUUCUUUCUUUCUUUCUUUCUUAUUUGUUAUCCCACUCUAUUUCUCUCUUUGUGAUUCUCUUUCUCUCAUUAAUCUUCUAUUUCUUUCUUUCUUUCUUUCUUUCUUUCUUUCUUUCUUUCUUUCUUUCUUUCUUUCUUUCUUUCUUUAUCCCUCUCUACUUCUUUCUUUGUUAUUUUCUUUCUUUCUUUCUUUCUUUCUUUCUUUCUUUCUUUCUUUCUUUCUUUCUUUCUUUCUUUCUACUUCUCUCUUUGUUAUUUUCUUUCUUUCUUUCUUUCUUUCUUUCUUUCUUUCUUUUUCUUUCUUUCUUUCUUAUUUGUUAUCCCUCUAUUUUCUCUUUGUGAUUCUCUUUCUCUCAUUAAUCUUCUAUUUCUUUCUUUCUUUCUUUCUUUCUUUCUUUCUUUCUUUCUUUCUUUUCUUUCUUUAUCCCUCUCUACUUCUUUCUUUGUUAUUUUCUUUCUUUCUUUCUUUUCCUUUCUUUCUUUCUUUCUUUAUCCCACUCUACUUCUUUCUUUUUCCUUCUCUCUGUUUCUCUCUCAUCCCUCUAGUUUUCUUUCCGUGUCUGUCUCUUUUUCUCGCCAAUUUCUGUUUAAGUCUUCCUUAA
Acanthosepion pharaonis is the source of this 2439-nucleotide messenger RNA. The record is from the annotation of a GenBank genome assembly. Lineage: Eukaryota; Metazoa; Mollusca; Cephalopoda; Sepiida; Sepiidae.